CACCAUCACACAGUGAAUUGUAUAGUAUCAUUCUAUAUCAUCACCAUCAUGUCAGGUGCACAGAGAGGAUCAAGGGUUGUUUUUGUUGGCAAUAUCCCAUACGAUAUGUCAGAAGAACAAUUAAUUGAAGUUUUUCGUGAAGUUGGAACGGUUGUUGGAUUUCGAUUGGUUUUUGAUCGUGAGACCGGGAAACCAAAAGGAUACGGAUUUUGUGAAUUUGAAGAUGGUGAAACUGCUGCUUCGGCAGUUAGAAAUUUAAAUGAAAAAGAAGUUGGUGGUAGACCGAUGAGAAUCAGUUUUGCAGAUGUUGAUCCAAUGUUUGAAGGAAGAACAACUUCAAUGGGACAGGUUGAAGGUGAAGAACCUUUACAGGCUUCUGGAAGACCUCCUGCGAGAAGAACUAUGGGACCACAAGGACAAAAUAGACAAUCUGGUCCACCACCUCAGCAACCGCAACAGCUGCCGCCUAAUCUACCACAAGGACAACAACUACAGCCGGGAAUAGGCGCAACGGAUGCAAUCUCGCAAACAUUGGCUGCUUUACCACCAAAUCAAUUACUUGACAUUCUAUCACAAAUGAAAGGCUUGGCAACAAUGAACCCGGAUCAAGCUAAAAUUCUAUUGAACGGUCACCCUCAAUUAGCAUACGCAUUAUUCCAAGCUAUGUUGAUGAUGAAUGUGGUGGAUGGUAGUAUUCUAGAGCGAGUUCUUACACAAUCUGGUGCAUUGGGAGUCCCACCUCAACAAGCACCACCGCAACAGCAAUUCCAACAACAUCCACCACAAGGACCACCUCAUAUGGGAUACGGACAACCUCCACCAUUUGAUGGCAUGCAUUCUGGCCCGUACGGUGGACCUCCUCCCCCUCAACAAGGCGGUCAAGUGAACAAUCUUCCGGAUGAUCAACGUGCUCUAUUGGAAGAAGUUCUCAAGCUCACACCUGAUCAAAUUGCCGCCUUACCACCAGACCAAAGGGAAGGGAUUUUGCAACUUAAAGCAUCUCUCGGUCAAGUGUAAUAAUAGUACGUUUCCCUGCUCUCAGCGCAUCUCUUGUAUACAUAUCAAUCCAAAUAUAAAUGUCAC
Molecule: messenger RNA, 1083 nt
Organism: Meira miltonrushii
Lineage: Eukaryota; Fungi; Basidiomycota; Exobasidiomycetes; Exobasidiales; Brachybasidiaceae
Exons: 1
Coding region: 49-1017 (322 amino acids)
Biological process (GO): mRNA 3'-end processing
Cellular component (GO): mRNA cleavage and polyadenylation specificity factor complex
Molecular function (GO): mRNA binding
Source: RefSeq, a predicted model, not a curated record